Cherax quadricarinatus is the source of this 4160-nucleotide messenger RNA. RefSeq names its product protein phosphatase 2C (gene Pp2C1). Gene Ontology annotation, biological process: negative regulation of gene expression, epigenetic; peptidyl-threonine dephosphorylation. Gene Ontology annotation, molecular function: cation binding; mitogen-activated protein kinase binding; protein serine/threonine phosphatase activity. Lineage: Eukaryota; Metazoa; Arthropoda; Malacostraca; Decapoda; Parastacidae. The record is from RefSeq and is a predicted model, not a curated record.
CACCAAUCACAUUCGAAACCUCAAACGGUUUGUGUUAUGGUGCCGAGGCAGGACGUAGUUGUGAAGUGUAUGAGCCAUGCCCAGUGCCAGCCGUGUCGGUGUCAACCUCCGUGCCUCAGCGUAUUUACACCAAGGUGACAGGAAGUACAUGGAAGAUGAGCUUCAGGUGGCGUACCAGAGGACGCAUGACAAGAAGGACAUCGAGUACGCCUUCUUUGGGAUUUUCGAUGGCCAUGGCGGGAAAGAGGCAGCGCAUUUCGCCAAGGAUAAUUUGAUGGAUAAUAUCGUCAGCUUGAGGACGUUUUGGUCUGACCACGACGAGGAGGUGUUGUCUGCCAUCAAGGAAGGCUUCCUCAGGACUCACAUGGCCAUGUGGAAGGUGUUGGAUCAGUGGCCAAGAACUGCUUCAGGUUGGCCAAGCACAAGUGGAACAACAGCAAGUGUAGCUUUCAUUCGCAGGCAGAAAAUAUAUAUUGGCCAUGUGGGAGAUUCGGGAAUUGUCCUUGGAUGUGAAGCUACAAAUGGAAGCUGGCAUGGUGAAGCCUUGACUCGUGAUCACAAGCCAGAGAGUGUAUUAGAGAAAACACGCAUUACAGAAUGUGGAGGGAAAGUUAUCAACAAAUCAGGUGUUCCACGUGUUGUAUGGAACAGACCCAAGUCUGGGCACCAAGGUCCUGUUCGUAGAUCGACACCUAUGGAUGAAAUUCCAUUCUUAGCAGUAGCCCGAUCUUUAGGGGACCUUUGGAGUUACAAUGCAACGAAUGACCAGUUUGUAGUUUCACCUGAGCCUGAUGUCUGCGUCAUGCCAAUUGACAUAACCCGUCAUAGAUGUCUUAUAUUUGGUACUGAUGGUCUCUGGAAUGUCUUGACUCCAGAUGCUGCUGUCAAUGUAGCCCACCAAGCAGAGAGAAACAAUGAAAAACACUAUCUUGGUGUCCCUAACUCUUGCGGUAAGCAACGGCUGUGGGUGAAUCCAUCUCGAUCUGUUGUGUUGGGAGCCCUUGGUCGUUAUAUCAAGCUUAACCUUCGUGCUGACAACACUAGUGCUGUUACAGUUUUCCUAGAUCCACCAGGACGACCGAAGAGAGAGGUGUUGCUACAACAGAAGGGAAUGAAGAAAGGGUCUCCCCCUAAACCUACCACUAGACUACCAUCAACCGAAGAGGACAGGAACAGAGAUGCACUAGUGCAAGUGCACAUGUACAACCAAAGCCAAACAACACGACUUGAAGGUAGCAGAGGUGUUCUUCGCAUAAAAGAACGUCUCCCAGAAAAAUGGCAGACUAGUCAACAAGUUAACCAGCAUGGUGUACAAGAGAGUUUCCAAGAGUGUACGGAUAGUUACCAGAAUGGUGGUAGUGUGGGUUGUGGGGAUCAUAACAGAGAGGGUGAUAAUAAUCAUACAGUGAUUAAUACUGAAACAACUAAAGUGGGUUGCUCAGAAUGUGGUUGUGCUGGUAUACAUUCAAUUCCUAGUACUUCAGGUGACAAUUUGUCUAGCCAUAAUGCACAUAAUCCACCUUCUAGGGUAUUACCACCAACUACUCAGAAUUUACCAGCAUCAUCUCCUUGUGAUAUCGAUAACAUGUCUGAAAAUGAGUCAGUAAAUAGACCAGACAGUAGAUCAGAGAACAGACCAGAAAGCCGAUCCGAAAGCAAGCUGGAAGGAAACUCUGAGAACAGGUCAGAAAUCGUACCAGAGAACAAACCUGAUGGCAGGACAGAAUCUAGACUUGCGAAAGAUGAUAUACAGAUACCAGUUGUGUCGAGCAGUACGCUAAGUCCAGGAACAGAUGGUAGAGGGAAGAAACACAGGGGAAUAAAUGGUAGGCUAAAAAUUUCGACAGUAACUGUUUCUACAGAAAAAAGUGAUAACAAAAGAACAAGAUCUAAUAUUCUUGUAAAAUUAGGAAUGGAGAUUGAGAAUAAAGAGCAAAACCCUGUUGCGUCAAACAAUAACAAUGAGUGGAAAGAACAGUGUACAGACGAAAAGGCGGGAUCAAGUACCAAGGGUAGGCAAACUUUAAGUAAUUCUACAAUGGAUUCAUCUAAUCGUGUGUUGAAAUCUGUAAAUCGUGGCACCACAGAAACGGUAAGCCAAGGUCCUCCAAAGGUGCCGACAUCUAAACGUAAGCGAACUUCAGAUAUUGAAACCGAAUCCUCAGAGGAACCUUCACCAAAAUCUGCUAGGGUUCACACACGCUCUCACACGUGGAGUCACAAACCUAUGGUAACCAGAAGUCAGGAAAAGAUACAUAAAACCCCAGCUAAAUUGUCUUCUACCCCAAAGAAAUGAAAUAUAGAUGAAAGUAUUUUCGUAAACCCCAGAAUAAUUAUCACAGACUGGAAGGAAAAUUUUUUUAUUUUUUAACUUGCAGUAUACACACUUGUUCCACAUUCUGACUGAUCUCAUGAGAUAGAUGUGAGUUUGUGUCCAGUUCUUUGAGGUGCUAAAACUGUUGCCUAUUUUAAGCUAAUUGUUACUAGGUAUUCUUAGUAACAUCCGAAUAUAAUUCUUUUUAUAUUGAGUGUAGAAUUCAAGUAACGUGCAGUGUGUUCAGAAAAUUUGUAAUUAUUACACCUUUUUACUGUAUCUGAAUACAGACAAAUGCCCCAGCAGAAAUUAGGUUGAACUGCAGUGUUUGGGAUUGGGCAAGAUUUAUAGUUCCUCAUGUGUGAGAGGAAUUAAAAGGGAGUGCCUUGCAGAAAUGAUUGGAUUAGAAUUCACUGGUUUGUCACAUUUGGUAGGUAAAAGUACAAGUUCUGGUAUAAGUGUUUGUAAAGGAGCAAACCUUACUGUAAGGAGUUAUUGCAUGGUUAUUGCAAAUAACUUUAGCUUGGAGACUGUAAUUACUUGUCUUAAUUGUUCAUAUUUUUCUUGGUUUUAAAGAGGUAAUAUUUUUAUAUAUGGAAGGUCAUAAGUAAGCUAUCAGUUGAAAAGCUUGUAUUUAUUGUAUAUAACAUGGUGGCUGCAAUUUAAACAAAAUUUGUUAAUUUACAAUUAAAUUUUGCAUGAGUUUAUGAUGCAGCUGCCUAAUUUUAUAACCAAAAGUCACUUUUGACAGUAUUUAUCAAAAUGGGAAUAUUUAAGUAAAAUUUAUACUAGACAGUGUAUGUAUAUAUAGUAUAUGUAGAUACAUACAUACAUAUACAUUUUUUUUUUUUUUUUUUUUUUUUAUUACUAAUUCAGCUGACUUGUUUAUGGCAAUAAAUCCUCUAUUGAAAGUUUUUUUUUUUUCUUUUGAAACUUAAGUAUCUUUCCAUUAAUGUUAAUCAUUGUGGGUGGAUUUUUUUCUCUUCUCUUGACGAACCGGCCACAUCCCACCAAGGCAGGGUGACUCAAAAAGAAAAACAAAAAAUUCUCAUUUUAAAUUUAGUAAUGUGGGUGGAAAUGUCUUUUUUUUUUUUUUAAACAAAAUAUGUUUGCUCAGAGAUGGCAACAAAACAGUUGUAGCAACUUUUAAAAUACAUAAGCUGUGUCACAUUUUUUAUAUAAUUUCACAGCUAAACAAUAUUAGGUAUCAAAUUUGAAAAAUAUAUAUUUGAGAUAAAAGUAAAGAAUAUACCCUAUAAAGCAUAUUUUGAUUGUAUGAAUGCCAAUUAAAAGUUUAAUAUUUUAAAGGAUUUAAAUUGCAAUUUAGUAGGUAAUUCUAGAUCAGUGUUUUGUUUCAAAAAUAGUAAGCAAAUUUUGUAAUAUUCAGUGAAUGCCAAAGUUCUUCUGCAACUUGUGUGUACAAAAUUAUUAGUAAUUAAGUAUAGGAAUUUGUAACUGAACUCUAAAAUUUGUGUGAAUAUUUUGAUUUAUUUUAUAGUAUUUAUUUUUAUUGUAUAUGCUCUAUCAUCAUUUCUGUACAUUCUUGUGUAUUAAAUCUUUCUUGAGAUCAGACUACUUACAAUAUAUUUAAUUUUUAGCUUACAAUAAUUAAUUAAAUUUGAGGGCAGAAACAUCACAAGAAGAGUACAAUUCUUAUUAUCAGAUGUAUUGAAAAUAUAUAUUUGUGAUAAAUUGUGAUCUAUCAGUAUAUCUGCUUGAAAACUUGCUUCUUAAGUUUUCAGAAAUUAGUUAUUCUGAUAGUAUGGCCUGUAUUAAAGUUUAAAAAUUAAGAAUGUACAUAGGUGUAACUUAGAAUCAUGGAAUGUAAAUAUAUGUAAAUUAAAUA